GCGUAGUAGCUAUAACACAGUGGUAAAAGUUAUUUCUUUGAUAAAAUUUGCAUAUGAAAAUAAAUAUUUUGCGAAUCUUUAAUUUUGUAAACUGUAAUGUGGUUUUUGUAUUUUCUAAGUUGGAUUUCUACAGUUGUACAGCUAUGCUUAAUAAUUUUAGCAGUGGCGGCAGGACUUUAUUACCUGGCGGAACUCGUGGAAGAGUUUACAACCCUGACUGGUAAAAUCAUUAAAGCCCUCAUUUUGAUGACACUGUGUAUAUAUGGCUGCCUUUUCCUUUUUGAAGACCUUCCCUUAUCGUUGAUCAUAUGGGGAGUGGCUAGUCAAGUUGCACAUCUUUUUAUGCUACGCACCUUCCCAUUUUUUGUUUUGACGUCAGCACCGUUGGUUAUAACAGUCGUACUUGUAUUUUACAACCACUACCUUGCCUUCAACUAUUUCGGGUCUGUGUACCAUCCUUUUUCUGAGGUCUUGGCGUAUUUCACACUUUGUUUGUGGAUCGUACCUUUUGCCUUUUUCAUUUCACUUUCUGCCAACGAAAACAUCUUACCAACAGUUUCGGAGUCUAAACCUAUUGUAUCAGAGGACAGUGAUGUUGUGACAAAUUAUUUCUCAAGACGCAGUAAGCGUUACGGACUGUUGUCAUUUUUUAACUAUGCCAAAGAAAGCAUUCUGCCACAAGGAGUAAAGAAGAAAUUUUAAUGCGAUCUAUUCUUUAAAACUGUACAGUAAAUUAAGUUUGUUUUUGACUGUUUUUCUUUUAAAUAUUUGUUUAUAAUAAUAAAGAAGUCUUCAUUUGUGAAAGUAACAAAGUAAUAUAUUUAAACAUGCCUGUUUAUAUUUUUUUUUGUUAUCUCUACCUACAGCUUCUGUCUAUUACUUGUAGAGCCACAGGUAAACUCUCUAACUUUUGUCAAAUAACCAAGCAGCCUAAUCAGCAAUAAUGAAUAUAUUGUAUAUAUAAUAAAUCAUGAUAUAUUAAA
Limulus polyphemus (Atlantic horseshoe crab) is the source of this 983-nucleotide messenger RNA. Its product is annotated as protein TEX261-like. Lineage: Eukaryota; Metazoa; Arthropoda; Merostomata; Xiphosura; Limulidae. The coding region runs from base 97 to 702 and encodes 201 amino acids. The record is from RefSeq and is a predicted model, not a curated record. The transcript has 6 exons. Gene Ontology annotation, molecular function: COPII receptor activity. Gene Ontology annotation, cellular component: COPII-coated ER to Golgi transport vesicle; endoplasmic reticulum membrane; Golgi membrane. Gene Ontology annotation, biological process: endoplasmic reticulum to Golgi vesicle-mediated transport.